CCGUUUGACCUAGCAACGCGUAUCGAAUCAUAAUCAGCAAUUUCUUGAACUCCGUCCUACUGUUAUUGAACUGCGGAAAGAAUCUACUAGAUUUGGCUCGAGACUAUUGCGUUCCAUGUCCGGCGUCCGUGUCUUUUCUUUCCACAUUGGCGAUUCUGACAGCGAGCAGGUUCAGACGAACAGCAGUCGCAGCACGUCCAGCGACAGCUCCAGCGACAGUCGCGACGAUCGCACAGAUUCGCGACAGAGAAUAGUCGGCGACCCAGUGAGAGCGGAAAGCGGCGAGAAAAUAAGCUUUAGAACAAGGCGCGGGAGCGCUUCUCUGCGAGUGUCAGUCUUAGAGCACCUGGGCCAGGAUGUGGGGCUGCACACGUGGCCUUCAGCGGUGGUGCUGGGGGAGUAUCUGUGGCAGCAGCAGGGGUUGAUACAGGGGAGGAGUGUGAUAGAGCUGGGAGCAGGAACAGGCCUGUGCGGGUUGCUAUGUGCCAAGCUGGGUGCGCGAGUCACACUCACAGACGCUCACACCCAGUCGCAGCCAUUGCUUGUCCUUGCAGGUCCUCUCCACCCUCCAGCGAGCAGCGGAGCAGAAUGGCUUCUCCUGUACGGAUACCACUGGCACAGGGUGCAUGCGGACUCAUAACACCGAGGAGGGCCAUUCCGGAAGUGACCAGACUUUUCCACACCCUUCGUCUUCCAACGUUGUCCGCGUCAUGCCACUAACGUGGGGCGACUUGAACCCUGACGUCUUUAAUCUCCCCCCUGCUGACGUCAUCAUUGGAGCAGAUGUGCUCUACGAUGCUUCUGCAUUUGAACCGCUACUGGCAACGGCUCAUUUUCUCCUUGGGUUGAAGCAGGGUUCGGUCUUCAUCACGGCUUACCAAGCACGCAGCACCCAUGCCUCCCUGCACCUCCUGAUGCAGUCAUGGGGCCUCACAUGCAUUCACAUGGUGUCAGCAGACGAUUUUAUGCCGGCCAAUAAGCUUGCGACUCUUGGCGGGAGCGAGAUCUACGUUGCUGUGAUUGCUUCUGUAGCGGAUCCGUUUAUACCAUCGCACAUGGUUGCUCUGUACCUGUAAACUUAGGAAUCACCGAUUUGUGUUCAGAUGGCAAGGGUUUUAGAGACUGACCAGACGUUUAUUUCAAUGUUCCGUAUAAGACUGUACUUAGGAAUCACUAAAUUGUGUUCAGAUGGCAGGGGUUUUAGGAUCUACUGGUUGUAAACCGGAUCCACCUAAUACCAGUACA
Closterium sp. NIES-67 is the source of this 1245-nucleotide messenger RNA. Lineage: Eukaryota; Viridiplantae; Streptophyta; Zygnematophyceae; Desmidiales; Closteriaceae. The record is from the annotation of a GenBank genome assembly.